CGAAGGUAGCAAGCGGCUGGCAAAGCAGCCUCUCUUUUUUGCCGGAAACAUUGCGGCGUAAGAGGCAGAGUGAGUCUAGUGCCGCAGUCAUUCAUUUGCAGCCUGCCGACUGGAUAGUGCCCUGCAAGAGCAAGCAGCCCCUGCGGUCUCACACUCACACAGUGCUUGUGGUGUUCGCUCCGUCGACGCACUCCGGAGCCAUGGCGAAGGCUCUCUGGACUCGCACGGCCCUAGCGGCCUGUUUACUUAUUUUGCUAAGCCUUGGCUCCGACGCCGACGCCGUCGAGGGAGGACGCAGCAGACAACGUGCUUCCACGCCCAAGCGAAAGAAAGAAUCAAAUAGUGCCAAAUCAGACUUGGCAGCUUCGGCAUCGUGGUGGAAUGGCCACGAGAGCGGCGGUGGCGACUUCUUCAGCGGCAGCCACGGCCUGAUCCAGAACCACCCUCUGGGCAGCGCCCCCAGCGCCAUCGGAGGCCUUUCUUCGGCCUUCAGCGGCAGCGGCACCGGCGGUGGUUCGGGCUUCGGCUUUGGGCCUAGCUCGCACUUUGGAUGGGAUCCGCUUACGGGCGUCGGCGAGGAGGCCGACGAGCUGCAGAAGAACCCGGCGCUGUCCUCGCCCGAGGAGUGUGCCAGGGCGUGCAGAGACGGCGAGCCACCGCGCACCUGCUACUUCAAGAUGGUCGCCGAGAACUACAUGACCCUUGGCGCUGCUUGCGCUCUUUGCUCUCCCAACGCCACCAACGGCUGCCAGUGCGUGUUGGCUGACGGCGUCGAAAGAGGCGUGUUGACCCUCAACAGACAAAUUCCUGGCCCUUCAAUUCAGGUUUGUGAAGGCGACAGAGUCAUCAUCGACGUCGACAACCGCAUGCAGGGUAUCGAGCUGGCGAUCCACUGGCACGGCCAGCACCAGCGCGGCACUCAGUACUACGACGGUGUUCCUAUGCUCACGCAGUGUCCCAUACCUGAAGGAACCACCUUCAGGUACCAGUGGAACGCUGACCAACCGGGAACGCAUUUCUACCACGCCCAUACAGGAACGCAAAAACUUGACGGUCUCCAGGGCUCAAUGAUCGUCCGUCAGACGCCUUCACGCGAUCUGCACAGCCACCUGUACGACUUCGACCUGACCAACCACGUUGUGAUGUUGCAAGACUGGAUGCACGAAGAUUCCACCGAACGUUUCCCCGGACGCCUGCAGGUACGUCCUGGACAGGAUCCGGACACGAUCCUGAUCAACGGCAAGGGUCAGUUCCGCGACCCGCAGACCGGCCUGAUGACCAACACCCCCCUGGAGGUGUUCACCGUCACCCCUGGACGCAGGUACCGCUUCCGCAUGAUCAACGCCUUCUGCACCGUGUGCCCCGCUCAGCUGACCAUCGAGGGCCACCCUCUGACCGUGAUCGCUUCCGACGGAGAACCCGUCCAGCCUGCUCCGGUCAACACCAUCAUCUCCUUCACUGGAGAACGCUACGACUUCGUCAUCAACGCUGACCAGCCCGUCGGCGCCUACUGGAUCCAGGUGCGAGGUCUCGGAGAGUGCGGCAUCACCCGCGUCCAGCAGCUCGCCAUCAUUCGUUACGCCCGCGGCCCCUAUGAACCCGUCAACAGGGCUCCGGCAUACGACUUCGGUCUUCCUCAGGGAGUGGUGCUCAACCCUCUGGACGCUGUCUGUAACACCCAGCGCACUGACGCCAUCUGCGUGUCCAACCUGAAGAACGCCAAGGAGGUCGAGGAAGCCAUCCUCCAGCAGCACCCUGAUGUCAAGAUCUUCUUGCCCUUCCGAUUCCUCUUCCUCACUCCUGAGCAGGCUUUCAGGCGAAAUUCUUAUACCAGAUUCCUUGUUGCCCCCACUGGUGAUCACGUCGUGUCUUUGGUGGACAACAUCUCUUUUGUCUUCCCCAAGGCUCCUCCUCUUAGUCAGCCUGAAGACAUUCCCCCUCAACAGUACUGCAACGGUGACGAUAGACCUCCUCAGUGCGGAGACAACUGCAUGUGUACGCACAGCGUUGACAUCCCUCUGAACGCCAUCGUGGAAGUUGUUCUCGUUGAUGAAGUCCAACAACCUAACUUGAGCCAUCCUUUCCACUUGCACGGAUAUUCGUUCAACGUGGUCGGUAUUGGCCGCUCGCCCGACUCUACCAUCAAGAAGAUCAACCUGAAACACGCCCUGGACCUUGACAGGCAGGGUCUGCUGCACCGUCAGUUCAACCACCCUCCUGGAAAGGACACCAUUGCUGUGCCCAACAAUGGAUACGUCAUUCUUCGCUUCAGAGCCGACAAUCCUGGAUUCUGGAUCUUCCACUGUCACUUCCUCUAUCACAUAAUGAUAGGCAUGAACUUGGUGUUACAUGUAGGCAACCAGGCCGACUUGCCGCCGGUGCCGCCGAACUUCCCUAGAUGCGGUGAUCACUUACCCCCUAUUCAGCUGGCACACUAGCCGGCCCUCCAUUUCCGUAGCGAAUUUUGCAAUUUUUGAUACUACUUAUUAUAAUUUUAAAAAUAAUUAUGCUGUGUCCUAUUGGCUUAUAAUUUUGCGUAUUCCACCUCGCGAGACUCGCUCAUAGUCAUCCAUUUGUGCUUUCGCACGUUCCCCAUCGCCCCUCCAUUCACUCGCCUCUCAUUUUCAUCGACUCUCUCAUCUCAUUAAACAUUUCAUCUUUUUUUAUUCAUACAUCAUCUCGUCAUUUUCACUUACACAUUUUCACUUCAUUGAUUUUCAUUUUGCCCAUUUUCAUUACAAUUCACGCGACCUUUUUUUCAUUUCAAUCAUUUUCAUCUAUUUUCUCGCGCCAUCUUCAUUGCAAUUCAUUUCAUCCAUUUUCUCGCGCCAUCUUCAUUACAAUUCAUUUCAUCCAUUCCAUCAUAUUCAUUUCCACUCAUCAUCCAUUUCAUCAUCAUUAUCAUCAUUCACCUCAUUGUGCCAUCAUUUUCAUUUUUCAUUCAUUCAAUCGUGUCAUUCCAUCAUUGUUAUCAUCAAUAUUUUCAUGCAAAUCCAUCGUGUUCACAAUCAUUUCAUUACUCUAGAUUCAUACCUUCCAUUUUAUUCCCCAUCAUUUCACACUUUCAUCAACAUUUUUCAUCUCACGCUCCAUCAAUCACGAUCAUGCGCAAUCCAUUCACAACCAAAAAUAAAUCACCACUCAUCUCUUCACACCAUCGACAUUUUUUUCAUAUACCUAUCACCUUCGCCCCCAUUCUUCAUCUAGCUUCAUUUUUCAUCAAAUCUCACUGUCUCAUUCUCAUUUAGCAUCACCUUUUCAUCUCCACACUUCAUUCAUUUACCAUAACCUAAUUGGAUUUUCACUUUACAAAAUUGAUCAUCAACUCGUCCACAUCACUUCAUUCCAUUAUUUCAAUUUUCAUCAACCCCAUUCCAUCACUUUUCAUUACUCAUUCAACAUCACACUCACAAUUAUCAUUUUUCAUCACAUCAUUUCAUUUUCAUAAACAUCGUCAUUUUCAUCAUUUUAUCAUCAUCACCAUAAAAUACAAUCGCAAUCACCUCAUCAUUGCAAAAUCACAAUUCUCACCAUCAUACCUCAUUUCCCUCAUUUUGCAUUCAUUGCGAACAAUCGCGUCAACUUCAUCCCCCAUUUAUCUCAUCUUCAUCUUGUCAUUUUUCAUUUUUUCACAUCACCAUUAGUCAUUUUCACGUCAUUUUACGCCACACGUAAACUCACACAUACACGCAUACAACAUCGCAUUUCAUCUCGCAUUGCACAAGCAUCCACAAUUCACGCAAAUCAUCCUCACUACUCACAUUCCAUCAUCAUUCGCGCAAACCCAUUUAUCAUUGUCCUCAUCGAUCAUCCUCAUUAGACCUGAGACUCCGUGGUGGGAUUCCUUAAUUUUAAUUUCAAAGAAUAUUUAUUUGCCAGAGAGACUUGAUUGUGUCAAAAUGUGACGAGUCUUUUUGCAGUACGAGAAGCGCACACUUCCCACGCAGGAAGUUUUAAGCGUUUUUUUUAAAGAAAUUUGGUGAUAAAAACGUAAUGUUGUGUGUACUUUUAGCUCAAAUUUGUCAUCUGAUGCGCCAUUUAAGUGAUGUAUUUUGUAAUAUUUUAUUGUUGUAAAUAAUUCAUUUCACGCGACUUCACUACUAUGAUAAAGUAUAAAUUAGCGUGUAAGUUCACCUUCUCAAUUCUGUAAUUUUCAUCGUGUUCAUUCAUCACUGUGAAAUCACUGCAUCACCCACAACCACAAUUCACCCCGUCCAUAAUCACACAGAUUUGAGCAGGCGAACUUUUCGCAUAAAGAAUUCUAUUUUAUUCAGAGCAUAGACAUUAUAUUUUUUGAAAUCACUCAUCAAUAACCAUCAUUAGAUAGACCAUCUAGUAUUUUCGAUAGCCAACGAUUGCCAAUAUCGCCGCAUCUUUCACCCUUCAUACUCAUCAUCGAUCACUUGUCAUCCUUUCUUGUUGCUUGUUGUAAAAGUCAAUUAUUCUUAUUCUUUUCGUGUAUUUCACCUUCUAAAUAAAAAUAUAUUGUUAUACCGAAAAAA
Cloeon dipterum is the source of this 4502-nucleotide messenger RNA. RefSeq lists its product as uncharacterized. The record is from RefSeq and is a predicted model, not a curated record. Lineage: Eukaryota; Metazoa; Arthropoda; Insecta; Ephemeroptera; Baetidae. The transcript is spliced from 8 exons. Gene Ontology annotation, molecular function: copper ion binding; oxidoreductase activity. The coding region runs from base 201 to 2438 and encodes 745 amino acids.